AUUGGUUGAAAUUUUUACGUUAUUUAUUAGCAAUAGCUGAAUCGGUUGCACAGUCAGCUGCAAUCUUUGAACCGGUUGAGGUGGUUGACUUUGACUGUGAUCUUUUCGUCUUUAGAGUUUUUUCACCUUUGAGACUCAAUGUCAAAUACACGAGUGUUGCAUCCUUUAGGACCAGAUAUACGGCUGUUACUUCGGAACGAGCUCAUCUUUGUUGCACUGGCUAUUUUUCUUUGUGCUGACGCAAUGGCUGAGCAACAUCAGUUGGGGUGCCCUUUGGGGUGUCCUCGAGCCGUCCAAACCCAAUUACAAGAAUCACAAAGUAUUUCGCGAAAAGAGGAAGGUCAAGCUACAACGCAGCCAUUGGAACAAAGUACUUCAGAGUCCCAGGAUUGUGCGGUUUUGUCCCUUUUCCAAUUGUUGCUGGCUCAAACUUGGCAAUUUCGUUCACACGACGACCGUAUCAGACCACAGAUCACACUACAGGAGAAUCAAUGGUCCAUGCAGCAAGAGUUGUUGGACGGCGAUUUCAAAGUGUGUCAAGGCGGAGAAGUCAAAGUGGUUCCGAACAAAUUGUACAGACAAGCAUCAGCACUUCAAGAGAUCUUCAAAGACAGAAUCAUAUCAAAAGUCAUACAGAAGAAGCUUUCCAGACAACAAGGAUCAGAGCCGCAAGUGUGGCAUGCAAGAGUCUUCAAACAGAUUUUGGAAAGUUCAAACGCAAUUCAACGCUCAGAGAUCCUAUUUUUGUUGCAGGACAUCCAAGAAGUUUCUCCAGAGAAUCAACCUUCAGGGGUACAAGAGUUGUAUCAGGAAUUUGUUGGCUCUUUACAGAGAGACUUCUUUCAUCAAGUUGAAAGAUCACAACCUCAAAAGUCCAUUUGGUCGUCUUUGAGACACACUCAAGAGUGCCCGAGAAAUGGACAGCAUCUGACGUUUAAGGGAAAGCGACUUCUCAGUUUGAAGCAAGAAGUAGUACUGCCGAAUACAGAAAAUCCGAUUACAGGCACUUUUUGUCCCGAGUUUCUGGUCGUCAGCGAAUGUCUUUCUUCUAAUGCGCAGACUUCAGGAGACCUUUGGACCUUUGGGUUACUGCUAUGGGAAUUUCUUCAUGGCCGAGUAAAGUAUCCCGAAGAUACUGAACUCACAAGACGAUUGUUGAGCAUUCUGCCCAUACUAUUAUCAUUGUACUGCAUUUUUGAAUGUGCGAAUUCUCCAGAGAGAAAAGGAAACCGUCACCGUCUGCCCUGUACACAACGGAGGCUAGAUCACAACGAUUUCUGCGAUAUCUCAGCGAUCAAUUUCACAGCGUUCCCAGGAAGUGAUUACUACUCUGACAUUACACGAGACAGUGAACUUUUUGUCAAUCCAACUGAGUUUGGUGUGACUUGUGCUCAGCACGUUGACUCUGCCUGCAGCCAGAAUGAGCUGCAGCAAUUUGUGCCCGUGUCAGUUUAACUGGCCGAUAGACACUCAGGGCUCCAAGAGAGACCCGACCAGCAGUGAAAAAGCUUGGCUUGAUUUCGCUGUACGCUUUCUGUCGAGAGAGGCGGUGGGUAAAGGCAGAGGGCAAGAAACUGUGUGGGGUGCGGCGUGCAAGCCCUUGUGGUGGGAUUCAGAAGUAGGGCUUGCUUGGAAAAAUCCAACCGCCAAUCCUAAAGACACUAAAGAGGUUUUGCUUCAGAAGUAUGAGGCUCUGGAGAGACACUUGAGGGGAGAAGGUCGGUUCCCACUGGAGCUGGAGGAGGAGGCCAGACUGUGGGGGGAAGGAAAGUACAAGGAGCUGUUCUUGUUGACCACACUGACCAGCUUACUGGGGAAAGUCACUGGUGUCCACACUGCCGUUUUGGACGCUGCUUCCAAGACUGAUGAAUUAAAGGCUGAAAUUAAUCAGUCCUUAUUGCAAGACAUUAAAACAUGCCUAGGUUCAACAUUGUCUGCUAUUGAGAACUUCAGUAGUAACAACUUUCGGAAAGGUUUGAAAAGAUCUCACAAAAGCCCAAGUGUGGGCAAAGAAAAUGAAGGGUCAGCUUCCAAACAUCCCAAAUUAAAUAAUUUAAGCAAAUAUUCCACAGAACCAGUGCCACCUAGUCUUGAAAAUAAUUUAAAGCCCGCUGAAAGUGCUUCUGUUACUCCAGCAUCAGUGGCUGUGAUUUCUACAUUUUGUAAAAAGCUAAUGGCAAAACAAAAGGCUCUGGAAAAAGUGAGAAAAAACUUGAACUCUCAAAAGAGCAAAGAAGUGUCAGCAUGUGAAGCAGUUCCACCUUCCCCCAGCAAUGCCCCUCCCCCUCCAUUUCCUCCUGUGGCUACAAAAGAAACAGUCCAGCCCCCCGUUGCUGUUCAGUCACCCCCUGUUUACAUUAACAUCUCCCAGGAAGAACUCAACUUGCUGCUGCAGGGACAGCCCCUUUCUUUGUUGAAGUCAGGUACUGAGGUUAAUAGCACACCUUGUGAGGUAUCCUCCUGUGAAGUAGCAACUUCCCUGAACUGUGGCAAUCUAAAAGUUCAAGGUUCACAGCCAUCCUCAGAAAUCACUCCUACUAGUCCUACCAAUACUGUCAAUAUUGACAGUUAUAGUCCUGCUGCUUUGGUUGAAACUUCAGGGUUAGGCAACAUCAGUUCUAACUCUGGUGAGCAAGUAAAUUUUGUGAGUGAAUUUGACCCAUCGCUAGAUUUCUUAGAUGAUCUGAACAACAGCUCUUGUAAUGGUCUUCUAACACCUUCAAAGAUUAAUUCCACCAAUGAGUACUCAUCAAGCACAAUUAGUUCUGAACCUAUUCCUUCUUGCUCAAACCUUUGUUUAGAAGACCUCUUUAACGAGCAAAGCAACAUGUUAUCAGGGACUCUCACAGGUAUUGCUGAUGCUGGUGACAAUACCUCUGUAGAUCUUCUCACAAAUAUUGGUUUUCCACCAGACCUUUGUGAACUCACAUCAGGUGCCAACAACUAUAGUUGCAGUGUGACGGCUGGUCCUAAAGAGGUGUGUGAUACGAGCAGGCUGUCCUCUGGUAGAACUAUUAGCAGCGAUUCUGUUCACAGUCAUAAAACCUCCGAUCAUGGUUAUGGUUCUGACGAGGGUGCUAUUGAUCUAAAUACCUUAUACAGUUCUGAGGAGCAAUCCAAACUUUGGGAGGAAGAUGGUUCUUACCUUUUAGACAGAUUUUUGACAGAUUUAGAUUUCUCAUAGGAGCCAGGGAGUUUAAUUGUUAGUUUAAUUAAUUAAAGGCAGUGUGCCUAACUUACCAAAAGUAUUUAAUCUCUAUGGUUAGUUUAAUUAUCCACCAUCAGGUAAUUUGUGUGUGCUUGGGACAAGGAUCCACAUGUAUAGCAUUGUUUUUUUAUAUCCAUUUUGGGGCAUCUUCUUGCUCCUUAACAUUUGACUUAAAAAAAAAGUCAUAUAUAUGUAGAAUAGAGCCUCUUGUGAGUGCAGGCUAAGGUAAGGAGACAUUUUCAGUAAAAGUAAAGACCUUCAAAAUCAAAUACUCCCUUUUUGUGCAUCAAGUUUAAGUUAAUAUAUGUCACUUUAAAAAAACCAACUGUUUGUACAAGAGUUUUUGAACUUUUGUUUUUAUCUACCAAAGGAUUUGACAGUGGGAACUUUAAUAGAAUUGUAUAAAAUCUACUAUCUCGUGAGUGAUUGAUGUUCUGGGCUCAGAUGAGUUUGUUGUACUUUCAUUAGAUUCCUAUAGUAAGUCAGGUAAAGAAACUUAUGAAUUUAUGUGUCACUGAAGUGUUAAAAUCUUGUGGAUAGUUUUCCCUCUGUUUUUGGAUUUUCUAUUGACUUUGCAUGACAUGUGGACCCUUUUCCCAGUUCCAAGCGCACAAUUAUACUCUGACUCUGUGUUCAGUGACUGGGGCAGCUUGCAGGCAGCAUGAUGUGGGGGCUUGGACUUUGUCUCUCCAGGCCGUUUGUUGGAGUUUGUACAUAGUAAAUAUUCAAAUGAAUGAUUUUUUCCUUGUUAUCACAUUCAUAUACCGUAGGUCUACCAAUGUAGCAUUUUAUCUUGUUAUGGCUUUCAUUUAUUUGUUAUAAUAAUAGAAAGUGUUUUCACUUUUCAUGUAAUCCAUAUUAUGUUUCAAAUAUUAUCAUGUAUGGCUCAGAUUUGAUUUUAAUUGGAUUUUGUCUCUGUGAGUGGCUCUGAGAAAACCCAUCCGAAAACAAGCUUUUUCGAAACUUAACAAUUUCGCAUUUUGAAAGACUUAGAAUUUUUCUUUGCCCUUUUGCACUUUAUUUGUAGCAAUUGGUUCUUUUUGUGAAAAAUUAUGCAGGUAUUGGUAUCCGGAAGUUUUGAGAAAAAUUUUUGAAACUUUUUACAGAUGAGGCCACAAGAGUUGUUUUCCGUCACUACUAUUUAAAUUCAUGAGCACACGAAAAUUCUCUUACACACUCUUACAUUCUCUUGUUAGUUAUAGUAGGGGGUUGUCUUGACAGUUUCUAAUUUUAGUUAGAUGUUUUUGAUGUAUGGUAUCAAAAUUAAUUUUUUUAGAAAGUUAAGAAAGGCAAGAAAGUUAUUUGGAACAGUAUUUUUCAAAAUUUCUUUAAUCAAAGAUGUAAAAUUAUCUAUCUUUCAAUGAUUGCGAAAAAAAUUGCCUCAUUCAGAUUAUAAAGAUAUAAUGUAUUAUUUAUAAAGUUUCACUCAGGUGCAUUUUUAACCUCGUGCAUCUUUCGAUGAGUUUUCUGGGAGCCCCUCACAUAUAAUAUGCGUCUAUUAUUAUUAUGUUGUCUCAUAGUGCCAUUAGUGUUGGCCACUGAGUGUAACUGCAUCAUUCCUAACAAAUAGAAUCUAGUUAAAUUUGAAAAAAAGGGCAAACGUUUCAGCAUUUUGCAUGGACAGAGCUACUCUCAUUUUUUGUAUUCGCUUAAAUAACUUUUGGCAGAGUAUGAAACUGUUUUAUUAGUAAAUAUUUUUGAAAAUUAUUAGCUGAUGUGAUCAUAUAAAUUAUAAACAUUGCAGUCUCUUAGAGAUGUUUUGCAAUUUUGCUUUUGAUAACAUAUACAGUGGAAUCCUGUUAUAAUGAGAGGGAAGAGACCGAUGCGAAAUGUGCUUUAUACCAGGAUUCUCGUUAUAAUAACUAUACUAUAAGGGAUCCAGUGGACUCCACUGUAUAAUGCCCUUUUCAAAGAGACUGAAAGUGAAUUCUUAAUUCCCUUCUCAAUGUUUUUGAUGAAUCAAUUCAGUGAUCACCUAAUAAUAAUAUAUUCUUAUAUAUAUAUAUGCCUUUUGCACCAGGCAGGACUUAACACAUAUAAGAGACAUGUUAUGAAAAUGUUUGUUUCCAGGGAGGAAUUGGUCAGUGGUAUUCUUGAGUUUUGACGAGAGAUUGCCACUUUGGCCUUUUCCUGAGUGGAAUACACGUGGUUCGUACUGUGGAAAAAUUUGGUGUUUAGUGUUUACCUUGUAGUGAUUUAUUGACUUUUAUUUUUCCUAAAUACAGUCUUCAAUUUUGAUUAGUCAGUCUGUGACUUCUAAACUUCCCCCAUGCAAAAAGAUAUAAAAAUAUAUUAUAGAUCCUGUAUGAGAGGAUACAAAAUCAUGUAACUCAUAAAAAUAUUCAUGGAUAAAAGGUGGGAAUGUUUUUGUUUUUUAAUAUGAAAAAGUAAUGAGAAAUGCUCCUUUGAAGUUGAAGAGAUAGUGUCUUUGAAAAAAGGUGUAGUUAGUAAAUCGCAGUAAAUGAAUAAGAUUAUUUAUAAAAUAAAGUGUGAGAAUAAAAUAGCUUUCAUCUUUUUGAUUGUAAUGACGUGAUUUAAUGAGUGAUUGUUUUGCUUUUUAUGAAAAUAAAGAGAUGAAAAAUA
This is a messenger RNA of Aplysia californica (California sea hare), 5791 nucleotides long. RefSeq lists its product as uncharacterized. The record is from RefSeq and is a predicted model, not a curated record. The coding region runs from base 1421 to 3184 and encodes 587 amino acids. The transcript is spliced from 2 exons. NCBI's taxonomy places the organism in Eukaryota, Metazoa, Mollusca, Gastropoda, Aplysiida, Aplysiidae.